Molecule: messenger RNA, 2358 nt
Organism: Symbiodinium sp. CCMP2592
Lineage: Eukaryota; Dinophyceae; Suessiales; Symbiodiniaceae
Source: the annotation of a GenBank genome assembly
AUGGCAGUCGACGCAGAGAGGCGCCAGAGCCAGAUCAUCUUCGGGCGACUGCCGUAUCAAACCUCAGCGUUCAUCGAGUGCGACGAGACCUGCGUCUUCAGCUGGAAGGAGGUCGAUGAAGAGACGGUCACCUACCACUGGUUCGUGUACUUUGGCAUCGUGGAGCGAGGCAGCCACAAGCUGUGGCUCAAGAUGAUGCCACUCCGAACCUCUGUGAAUGAGCCGAGAAUCCCGCAAAUCGGGCAGGAUGCGUAUCGCACUGCUCUGGACGAGGCUGGUUUCGACAGCCGAACCCGUGCCGUCAUGUUCUCUGACAGUGCCCCAGCCUUUGUCCACACGGGCCAUCCGGGCAUUGUAGAUGCUGCACAGGUAAAUCAUUCUGAGCAGGAAUUCACAAAGAGCGUAGAAGUGCUCUGGCGACCCCCAGAGAUGAGAAAUGCAUUGUGCCACACCCAGACGAUCGACAGAGCGUGGCGGUCCUUGAAGGACGACAUCCCCAAUGGUGUGAGUGGCCGAACUCCUGCUGGCCGGCAGUGUUUUGACGCCUAUGUUCGACAACAGCAAUGGUACUACAUGACUUCCGGCAAAGACAGAUGGCCUGAGUUCUGCAACGCAGUGCAUCACUUUCGCAAGUACUUUGAGGAGUUGGAUGCAGCAAGCAAGAAGGAUGGCACAGAUGAACAGCUGCCAAACGUCGGAGUCUUGGCGGGAACCGCAGGCACCUCAGCCGGAGAAGCUGGCGGUCGUGAAAGCGCUGGGGCCAUGGGAGGCAGCACAGGUGAAAGCACGGCAGGACUCUUGGGCGAACGGCAGCCCUUCGUCCCUCCAGAAGUGCACGGCCGCAUGGAAGAGCUAGCCCGCCAAAAUGUCAUUCCUAGGACGACCACAGAGCAGCGUGAGCGCGCGAAGCCUACAUCAGGAUCUCAAUAUGGAGUUCCAGAGUUUUUGAAGGAGGCUGACAAAACCUGGGUGCUUGAAGUCAAAGGAGGGUCAGCCGUGGUUGAGGGGAACAGCUCGUCACGGGUGCACAUCAUGCCGAUUCGAUUUGCUGUUCGCUUCGGUCAAUGCCUCGAUCCUCCCAAGUUUUGUGCGCACCGUGGUGGAUUCAGCCGCCGCGGCGUGGCAGGGCUCUUUGUUGCACUUGUUGCUUGUCUUCCUGGAUCUACUCGCAUCGUCAGUGUUUUGAGACGCCCCGAGUUCCUUAUUGAUGUGUACUGCGGCGUGGGGCUGUUUGCCCUGGCAGGCAGUGCUCUUUUCGAUCUUACCUUCGGCAUCGAAGUGGACAAGAAUGCUGUUGCCUUGGCCAAAGAGAAUGCCAAGCUGAACGGAAUCAGCAACGCGACCUUCAUUCGCGGCGAUGCGCGGAAGGGCUUGGCGGAGAAGUUUCACUUCAGACCUUUCCUGCGCAACACCUUUAUUCCUGGUGUAUCUUGUGAUCCUGCCACGCAGGCCAGCGGAGCGAUCAAGCGUAGGGAGAUCACGUUGAAAGUGGAGGUUUGCCCUGUGUCUUUGCAGAUGUCGGCCCGGGACUUGGGAAAACUGCACGCCGCCGGCUACAAGCCCCAGGCAGUUCGUAACGUGGCGAAGCGUGCGGUUCGCAACCUUGGUGGCAUCGUCGGCGAGGAGGUUGCUCUCACCGUGCAGGAUUUCAAAGAAAAGGGCGCAGUGGGAGCAGUGAAGGAUGCUGUGGCCGAUGCCGGUGACAUUCUCAUCGAUGGGGUCUCUGGCAUUGUCGGUUGGCUACGGGGCGAGCCUCCCCAGGAGGAGGAGACGCAGGCUUCGGAGGACGCACAGAAGGUUCUGGCCAACGGGCCCAGGGGGGCGGCCUACGGAAUCAGCCAAGCCUCCCCAAGCGGUGGCAUCAACGCGGUCUGGGUGAUGCCGGAGGAGGCAGAUGCUGCUACCAUGGCGGAGCUCGCGCGCUCCUCCAAGGCUGCGCCACAGAACCUGAACCCGCCCUAUGCUCCCUCCAACAUCCAGCCCUACCAACCAGCACCGGGAAGCAGGGCGGCGGCUCAGGCUCCACAGAUGCCUCCGGCUAUGCCACAGUACCUCCCGAAUGGCAUUCAGAUUGCACCCUACCAGCCGAAUGCACCAGGAGCUCGAGGACCACCUGGCGCCUUCCCAGGUCUUGCAAUGCCAUAUGCGGAUCCGCGAGGCGUUCACGAGCAAAAUUUGGAAAAGCUGCUGGCUCUGAUUGCUGCCAACCCGGAGAAGUUUGUGAAGUUUGUCGAGUCACAGCGAGAUAACACGCUCUGUUGCUUGGACGGCUUUAGCUAUCUUCAGUUCAAUCGAAACCUAAGUCAGCACAUAGUUACGCUUUUUCUGAUGGCUUACCCACAAAGUAAAGUUAAGUAG